CAGCAACAAAAGAAAUUGACACCGUACACUGAACAUACUGACAACUUGUUACACCAUGGACGCAACCAAAGGGCUAUGCCUAGGCUACGACGGGAUCCAUCCCUUUGCCAAGGUCGAUGUUACUGACCGAGCCUCCAUCCAAGAACUUCUCCGCACGCUCCUUGACCCACUUGAGCCAUUCUUCUCCCCCAAGAAAGCACGAGUUAAAUGCCCUGGUGCUACAGCAGUGCGGUUUGACCAAGCUGCAUCCGAAGUUGAGGGAAUCUGCCGGCCGCUCUGGGGGCUCUCUGCUCUGCUUGCUGGCGGUGGUGAAUAUCAUGGCAAAGAAUGGUGGAUCCAAGGCAUCAAGUCGGGCACAGAUCCCGAGAGCCCUGAGUAUUGGGGCUAUCCUCAGGACAAUGACCAGAGAAUGGUCGAGAUGUGUCCAUUGGGUUUCGCCUUUGCUGUUGUGCCAGAUAUUUGGAGCAACUUCUCUGAAAAGGAGAGAGAAAAUGUCGAGACCUGGCUUGGAAACUCGAUUAAUGAGAAGAACAUGCCAAAUACAAAUUGGCUCUGGUUCCGCGUGUUUGCGAACCUGGGAUUGAAGAAGAAUGGUGGUAAAUUCUCGCAAGAAAGGCUUGAUAGCGACAUCAAACACCUGGAUACAUUCUACCGUGGAGAUGGCUGGUCCAACGAUGGACCAGAAGGCAUUCAUCAAAUGGACUACUACUCAUCCAGCUUCGCCAUACACUUCCUACAGCUCCUUUAUGCCAAGUUGGCAGGAGAAGAGGAUCCGGAGCGCGCAGGAGAAUUCAAGAAACGAGCUCAAAUUGUCGCUCUGGAUCUCGCACACUAUUUUGAUGACGAGGGAAGGGCUAUUCCAUUUGGACGCAGUGUGGGCUACCGCUUUGCCAUGGUCUCUUUCUGGGGAGCACUGGCUUAUGCGGGAGUUGAACUGCCUGAGCCCCUGACCUGGGGGAUGGUCAAGGGCAUCGUGCUUCGCAACUUACGCUGGUGGCAGACCCAAAAUGAGAUGUGGACUUCCAGUGGAACUCUGUCGAUUGGGUACUCGUACCCAAAUAUGUAUAUGGCAGAGAACUACAACAGCCCAGGGAGCCCGUACUGGGCAUGCUUGGCAUUCAUUUGUCUAGCAGUGCCAGAAGAUCAUCCCUUCUGGACAUCCAAGGAAGAACUUGCAAGCAGUGUCAUCCCAAGGGUCAAAUCACUCAAGCACCCCGGGCACAUAAUGAGUUAUCUCGGAGGACAUUCAAUGCUUCUGUCUUCGGGACAGGCGUGCAGCUACCCAAUGAAGGGAACCCACGCAAAGUACGGAGGAUUCGCGUAUAGCAGCGCAUACGGGUACUCGGUGCCCCCCGGGCUGUUCUCUCUCGAACAAUACGCCCUAGCGUCCCAGCUUGGGUUUUCGGAUGAUGGAGGGGAGUAUUGGAAGACGAGGAGACUUUCGGAGUACUCUGGACUCGAGUAUCGUGACGGCAAGCCUGUUCUCGUCUCCGUUUGGAAGCCAUUCCCGGACGUCAAGGUCAGAACCAUCCUCAUCCCGCCGGAAGAGGAGACACCCAACUGGCACCUCCGCGUUCAUAGAAUUGAGAGCGGUCGGGAAGUCAUGACCGCUGAUGGAUCCUUCGCCAUCAAAAACGUGGACUCAACUACUGGGCGAUACCUGGGCCUGUACAACGAAGAGACCCACGAGGGAACGUCUCCCAAGAUCAUUGGCAACUAUGAUGUCAAGUCCCCCGCAGGUUGGGCAGCUGGAACGACUGGGGCCUUUGCAGUAUCCGAGGGCGCAGUGGGCAUCAAGGCGCUGGAAAAGAUGGAAGGACGCGAGGCUAUGCUGGUGAAUGCGGACCCGAACUCGAAUCUCAUCGAGAGUCGAAGCACAAUCCCGACGCUUCAACAUACCAUUGGCGCAGGCCAGUCGGUCUGGUAUGUUUCUGCCAUCUAUGCUAAGCCUUCUGCGCCCGGCGUCGUCAAGGCUAGCUAUCUGGAGGGUUGGGGAAGGCCUCCUGUUUUGCCAAACUGGCUGGAAACAGAGAUGGAUGUCGCGUCGGGUCAGUGAGCUCCGACGGCGACUUCGGGAGCCCAAUAAUGGCUUUGUACACUUCACAGAAUAGGUGGAGAGAAUAGGCGGGCUUAUGGAGACUCCUGUUCCUCCAUCAAUAGUAUCGUUUUCC
Messenger RNA from Ilyonectria robusta, 2171 nucleotides. RefSeq lists its product as uncharacterized. The record is from RefSeq and is a predicted model, not a curated record. The transcript has 7 exons. Lineage: Eukaryota; Fungi; Ascomycota; Sordariomycetes; Hypocreales; Nectriaceae. The coding region runs from base 56 to 2056 and encodes 666 amino acids.